AUGGAAGGUGAAGAUCAAAAACUUUAUAUCUCUUAUGAAUUAAUUCAUAAAUUAUGUCAACAAGCUGCUAAAGAAAUCAAAGCUAGUGGUAAGACCAUUGAUUUAAUUAUUGCCAUUGGUGGUGGAGGUUUCAUUCCAGCAAGAAUUUUAAGAUCAUUUAUCAAAGAAAAGGGUAAGAAGAAUAUCCCUAUUCAAGCUAUUGGAUUAUCAUUAUAUGAACAAUUAACAGAUUCACCAGAAGAACAAAUUGGUAAAGAAGUCAUAAGAACCCAAUGGAUUGAUUUCGGUAAUUUAUCCCAACACUUCGAUUCUUUAAUUGGUAAAAAUAUUAUCAUUGUCGAUGAAGUUGAUGAUACUAGAACUACUUUACAUUAUGCAUUAACUGAAUUAGAGAAAGAUGUUAAGGAAAUCCAAAAGAAAUUGGGAAGAGAAGAUGAAACUACUGAAUUUUCAAUCUUCGUUUUACAUAAUAAAGAAAAGGAAAAAAGAGCAGAAUUACCUAAAGAAUUAUUCGCAGAAAACCGUUAUAUUGUAGGACAAAAUGUUCCAGAUAAAUGGAUUGCAUAUCCAUGGGAAGCUUUAGACAUUGAUACCCAUACUGAAAAGGCCAGAUUACAAGGUAAUAUAUAG
This is a messenger RNA of Yamadazyma jaroonii, 630 nucleotides long. The record is from the annotation of a GenBank genome assembly. NCBI's taxonomy places the organism in Eukaryota, Fungi, Ascomycota, Pichiomycetes, Serinales, Debaryomycetaceae.